Molecule: messenger RNA, 2375 nt
Organism: Corapipo altera (White-ruffed manakin)
Lineage: Eukaryota; Metazoa; Chordata; Aves; Passeriformes; Pipridae
Gene: LYAR
Product: Ly1 antibody reactive
Exons: 9
Coding region: 170-1240 (356 amino acids)
Biological process (GO): negative regulation of transcription by RNA polymerase II; rRNA processing
Cellular component (GO): nucleolus
Molecular function (GO): DNA binding
Source: RefSeq, a predicted model, not a curated record
UGGGAGUGCUGGUUCCCGGGUCACUGCUCUCCCCUGUGCUCAGGGUGUCAGGCAAGGCGAGCUCCUGCACCUGCAGGAUGGGACUGCUCGCCCCGUCUGUGGGGUUGAGCUUGUAUGUGGAGGAAGGAGGUUGUACCCACUUCUUGGAAGCUCCUGACCACUUGCCAACAUGGUAGUUUUCACAUGCAAUGCAUGUGGAGAAGCUGUGAAGAAAGCACAGGUUGAAAAGCAUGUGAACAUCUGCAGAAACUGUCAGUGCCUGUCUUGCAUGGAUUGUGGCAAGGAUUUCUGGGGUGAUGACUAUAAGGAACAUGUGAAGUGCAUAAGUGAAGACCAGAAAUAUGGUGGAAAAGGUUUUGAAGCCAAAACUAACAAAGGAGAUGCCAAACAGCAGGAGUGGAUUCAGAAAAUCCAUGAAGUAAUGAAGAAACCAAAUAUAAGCCCUAAAGUGCGGAACAUCCUGGAGCAGAUGCGUGCCUUUGAUAACAUUCCAAGAAAAAAAGUAAAGUUUCAGAAUUGGAUCAAGAACAGUUUGAGAAUUACUGACAGCACUUUACAAGAUCAGGUGUGGGAUGUUUUCUCAGAAGCAACCAGAAAGAUUUCAAAUGAAAAAGAACAGGACAAACCACAACAGAAGGAAGAGCGCCAGUCUGCAGAAACUGAGGAAAAAACAGAGGCAGAAGAAAAUGGAAUUACAGAUGAUAAAGUUGAGAGGAAAAAGAAUAAGAGAGAACGAAAAGAAGAGAGACAAAAGAACAAAAAAAAGGAGAAAAAAGAUUUGAAAUUAGAAAACCAGUCAGAGGUAAAAAAGAGUAAAAAGUCCAAGAAAGGAAAGGAGAGCGUGGAGAAUGAAUUUGAAACAAAUGGAAAUGGCCAUCAGAGUGAAGUUGAAGAGGAAACAAAAGUAAAGAAACGCAAACAUAAACAUGUAGAAGCUCCAGAGGAACCUCCUAUCAAAACAAAGAAAAUGAAAACCGAAAACACCAAUGACAACAAAAAAAGUGUGGAAACUAAUAAAGUUAAAUUCAACUGGAACGGAACCAUCAAAGCUGUUCUGAGACAGGCUCCAGACAACGAAAUUUCAAUUAAAAGACUAAGGAAAAAGGUUAUAGCUCAUUUUUACGCAGUAGGUGCUGAACAGUACAAAUCAGAAGAGGAGAUCCUUGUCACAUUUAAUAAGAAAGUGAAUAACAAUCCCAAAUUUAAAGUUCGGAAGGACAAAGUGAAACUUGUGAAAUAAAAGUUUGCAUACUUUGCUGUUGUGUUUUAAUCUUGCAGAGGGAGUCAAACUCUUCUGUCACCUGUACAAAUACUAUGCAUUGGUCUGGAAUUGUAUAUGUGAAAGCAGAAUUUAACUUUUAAUACUGGGCUCGUUUUUCUAGAUUGAUCACAGAACAUUUUCAGAUACUUUAUUUUUUGAUUUUAUGGAAAAUGUAUAUUUUCUGGUACAAGUUUUAAGAGACAUUGACAAUAAUUACUGCCUACUGUAUUAAAAUUCUCCCAGUAAUGGAUAUAAUUUAUAGGCAUGAACGUUUUACCUGGACCUAGGUUGUGUGGCUUUUUGCAGAAACUAUUUUAAGAGCAAAGAGGAUUUUCAUAUUAAAAAACCCACUGUGGAAUAAAUGUUUUGUUAUGUUCAAAUCCAAAAUGGCAUGACUGAUAUCCCCUUUACACAGUGUAGCUAGUGUAUGCAGGCUUUGAUAAACCGCUAAGUCCGUGUUGUAAAAUGCGUAAUUAUAGUGUCUCAGAUUUGUGUGUGCAAUAUUGCACAUUCAGUGAAAAUCUAAAGACUGAGUUACCUGGAUAUGCACUGCUACUGGAAGUCUUGAUUAGUAAUGCAACUGCCUUCAAUAUAAGUGGUUACAUGGACCAAAAAUUGACUGAUGAAACCAAUUACUUUAAAAUACCACCUUAAAUAUAAUAAAUCUUGUCACUUUAUGAUUGUAUAAUAAAUCCACAGAUUAUAAAUUAUUUGAAGAGGCUGUUACAGUGCAGUCACCAAAACAAUUUAAGUAGUCCAGAUUUGUUACACAUAUGUAAGAGACAGAGUUGCCUGGGGAAAGUUACUUGAAGUUUUAUAGGUUUUUACUGAAAUGCAAAAUACUUCCAUCUAGAAAGUUUCCUACCAUGAAAUAGUCUGUUACAAACAGUGGUAGAAAACAGUUGAUGGUAUGGUGUUUAUUUUAAAAAAUUGCUUAGUGAUUUCAAGUAGGUACACUUCUAUAAAACUCCAUAGUAAAAAAUAUCUGAAUUUAUAGAAAUAUUGAAUAUAUUAAAAGUAUUAAUAUGAAAAAAUUACCUGUCUGAUACACUGGGUCCCGUUUUUCUGAGUACAUAUUUGUUUUAUAGAAGUUGCAAUAAAAGCACCUAAUAAA